CAGAGGGCACUGGAUUAAAGUCCUUUCAUUUGAGGAAUGGAGGCGGUGGCUAACGCGCUGGAGACUUACCGGGGCCGCGACCGGCUGGUGCGAUCUGUGUGCUACAGUUCGCGCCUGCUUGGCGGCCUCCUGCUGACGCCGGGGGGAGGCCGCCCCGAGCUGGGCCGCCGGCUGCUGCUCAUCGCCCAGGAGCUCAGCAACUGCAGAGCAGCGUUGCGUCUCUUCGAUGACCUGUCCAUGUACCUGUACUCGCGGGGUUAUGGGCUGGGCAGCACGGAGGAAGAUGCUAUUGUGCGGUUGCUUUCUAUAACGGGGAACCUGGCAGAUCAGCUCUAUUACCCCUGUGAACACCUGGCCUGGGCUGCUGAUUACAAAAUCCUCAACCUCAACUCGGGCAAGUGGUGGACAUUCAGUAAUUCAUUGUGGUCUCUGUCGCUGGCACUGGGAGCUCUGCGAUCCUUCAGAGUUGUGCAGCUGCUGAAGAAGAAACUGAAGGGAAGCCAGAAUAAAACUUACCUCAAAACAGAAGAAUCGAAUAAUAUGAGCAGGCGGGGAUACCAAAUUCGGAUGCGAGCGGAAAUUCUCAACAUCAUCAGCUGCCUGGCUGACCUGGCAAAUGCCAUCCAUUGGAUGCCACCAGGCUUCUUGUGGGCAGGGAAGUUUCCCGAGUGGCUGGUGGGACUAAUGGGGAUGGUUUCCUCGGUGAUUGGUCUCUACCAAAUGUCCUGCAGCGCCAAGGACCUGUGACAGGAGAGGGGCAUGAUUUUGACCUGGUUAAUCUGGCACCACAUGGUGGUUUCACGCAAUAUCUGAUCCAUUUUAUUGACGUGCUCGGGAGGCCAUUGAUUUUUUUUGGAGGAAGAGGCAUCUCCGCUGAGUGAAGCCGCAGACAGCUUUAUCACCUCCUCCCACUGCUGGGUCUCAGCCAAUACAGUGGCGAGCAAGAGCGUUAAGACUUUAUUCUGAUGAAACCCUGGCUCUGCUCCCAAGACUGUCAUCAACCGGCUUAUCCAGCCUGACACUGACAAGACACUUUCACUUCCUUUCUGCCAAACUCAAAGAUACCUCCAUUUUGGACCCAGUUUAUGAAUAUCCUGUCCCAGCCCCCUCCCCCGAAUCCUGUGCCAUAGAAUCUUACAGCUUAAAAGCAAGCCAUUAGGCCCAUUGUGCCUAUGCUGGUUCUCCAAAAGGACUAUCUGUUCCCACUCCCCAUUUUGUAUUUACUCAGAGCUGUGUUGAGGGAGUUUCCUUUGGACCACUUACCUGCCUUUGGGAAUAAAAUGUAGGUCACAAACUUUUCUCGUGACCUAGUGGCUUAGACGUUGCAUCAGUACGGGCCAGGGAGGUCUAGAACAUGACCUCUGCUCUGUGCCCAACCUCAGCCCCUGAGAUGGGGGCUCUACAGAUGGGACCAAUACACCCUGGGCCAGAGAGUAGAACAAUCAUUCAGCGACCCACUCUAGACCAGCACUUCCACUGGAAAUAUAUGUGUGCACCCACUUUGGGAAAGGCAGAGAUAGGGCUCAGGGAAACAUCUGUUUCAAUGUUCCGAUCUCAGGAGAUUUGCAGAGAAUGGCCACUGGAGGCCAUCCCAACGUGAGUCACCCCUUUCGGAAGAAGAGCAAUGAUAAAUAUUGGGUAAAAUUAAAAACUGAAGCAUUUUUUGCAGGUGCAGAAAAUUUACUUCAUUAAACCACACAAACUUAACCCAGCAUUCACUAUUUCAAAUGUUAAGUUAAAGCACAGCGUUAAUUUCUAGGCAUAUGUAUUUUAAUUAAACCAGCAGAGCCUUGUUUGUGUUAUCACUCGUUUUUUCUGCGUAAGGGAACAGUCUCCCAGGGACCCUCACUUCUGUCAAGUGUCCUUAGACUAACAAAGUUACCAUCACAGAAGUGCAGAAAAUGUUAUUGGAGCACAGCACCAAGGCUAACACUAAUUGUUCAACAAAUGUGGAAAAUGAUAACUGAUGGUCAGAAAUUUAACCUACGGUGUAAAAAGUUUCAAAAUGUUUUUUUAAAAACCCAUAUGCAAUCCUUUCAAUAAAAACACAUUUCAAGUUU
Molecule: messenger RNA, 2060 nt
Organism: Carcharodon carcharias (great white shark)
Lineage: Eukaryota; Metazoa; Chordata; Chondrichthyes; Lamniformes; Lamnidae
Gene: pex11g
Product: peroxisomal biogenesis factor 11 gamma
Exons: 4
Coding region: 37-747 (236 amino acids)
Biological process (GO): peroxisome fission
Cellular component (GO): peroxisomal membrane
Source: RefSeq, a predicted model, not a curated record